UAUUAUAGCCUCAUAUUGAUAAUAACUCAAUCACAAAGAAAUUAGGUAUUCGGAUGUAUUCCUCAUUGUUAAUCGCCGCGAUCUUUCAUAAAUAUUACUGCAAACAAGUCUAAGAUUUCAUGUUGAAAAUUCAUGGCUUCACCAUCAGAAAACAACGCGCGCGGAUCUGGAAAGAAAAAAAAAUUAACUCGUCUCGGUUCGUUCAGCACUCAAGAGGUUUUUCAUGCUUGGGCACAUGACUCUCUUUUAAAACCGAAGACUAUUGAAGCCUUGGUUGAAAUACAUCAAAUCGAUUCUUUGCCUGCGGUCUUAGCGUUACGUAGCAGGGAUAUUGCAAACCUAGGUUUACCAAUCGGUCAAGCAAGGCUCUUCCAAGAAGCGGUCAUAAAACUUCAUGCAGAAUACACAUAUGAAGAAGCACCGUCUCCGGCAAGAAGAGUUGAUGUGGAGGUUCCAACGUAUAAAAGCAUGUUAAGUGAUGUCGAAUCACCUGUUGAACGCGGUAAUAGACACGGGGAUUAUUUUAGAUUUAAUAACUUUGAGAUAUCUGAAGAAAUGGGAGUAGAACUUGGCGAAACGUUUUGUGGUGGUGACAAAAAGUUGCUUCAGGAUGAACAUGCCGAAGGUGACGAUGACGACGAAACACAGUCCGGUUGUGCUUGUCAACGAUGGCUUUUCAUUAGCAUUUUUAUGCCUCUUAUAUUAGUUCUAUCUAUUGUUGGUUGUAUUGGUUGGCUGCUGCUAUGGCCAAUCAAAAAACUGUGUCCUGUCGGCAAGACAUUUUCCAAAAUAUUCAACGCAAUAGAAAACCUUAUGAAACUUCCUGUGAUAUCCAUCUACUGGGCAUUAGGAAAAAGACGUGAUCAUGAGAUAGAUCCUGAUCAAGAAUCAGACGCCAGAAGAAGUUAUGGUGGAGUGGAUAGUCUGCCUAUGCAUGAUGUAGACAAGACAAACAGAUGACUGGUUAUACUGUCAAAUAUAUUUAGUUUUAAGUAUGGUAGGAAUGGAUAUUAUAAACUACAAUAUGGUGGAUAUUGUUGUUCAAAUAAUGGAUUCGUUUGAGUAAGAACGGAUAAUUUAGUGAUAAAGUUCGGAAUUAUGCGUUCAAUAUCAAAACGCAUUCUACUGAUUCUAUAUUAAGGUGGGUAGUGCAGUCAGGUGAUCGAAGUCGGUCAUCUAAUUCUUACACAAACUGGAAAAGAAAACACUGGGUGUGAAAAAAACGAUAUAAAACAGUUCUUUACGUAAUUUUUAUAACUUAAACUACACUAACUUUCACUCUUAGUUAUUCCUAAAAAUUCUCUGAGAGCACCUUGUGGUAUGCAUAAUUCUUCUAACCCUGAGCUCGAGCCAAAAAAUUAAGCCAGCCGCACACGACGCGAUUUUUGGCGUACGAUUUUAGUCGGCAAAUAUCAAACUGUUUUGAUAUAGCUAUUCCGAUUGCAGUCUGCCGACUAAAAUCGGAUUAAAAUCGCACACGCAAGCUUAGCCAACUAAAAUCAUCGAAUCUUUCGACGACGACAGACAUCUGCAUCAUCUUUAUACCUCUGCAUAAUCUGCAUGACUUGUAAUUAUUUUUCACCGCUGACCCACAUAUGAACACACGGUACGCUCGAAAUACCCAUAAGGCCAUUCGAGUCUAAAUCAGUCUCUUCUAUUAUAAAAUUUGGAAAAUCUUUGCUCGUAUUUUUUUGUUU
Messenger RNA from Dendronephthya gigantea, 1697 nucleotides. RefSeq lists its product as uncharacterized. Lineage: Eukaryota; Metazoa; Cnidaria; Anthozoa; Malacalcyonacea; Nephtheidae. The record is from RefSeq and is a predicted model, not a curated record. Bases 133 to 960 code for a protein of 275 amino acids. The transcript has 3 exons.